ACUCACCUAUACUAUCGUUGUCAUUGGCCAUUCUGGAAUCUGGAUCACAACGAUCUAGAAGAGGGAGCAAGCACACCAGCUGAGAAAGUGAAGCCCGCAAUGGAGCACGGCCAGCCAGCACCUCAGAAGCCGGCAUUGGAGCCCUGCCACGGCCAGCCAGCACCUCUGCGGCCGGCAAUGGUGCCCGGGCAUGACGCACCAGCACCUCAGCAGCCGGUAAUGGAGCCCGGCCACGACGUGCCGAUAGUGGCGUCCGGGCAGCAGCCGUGGGAGUACAGCCUGCGGAAGUACCUGCUGCUGCUGGCCACCCUGGUGGCCACCGUGACAUACGACGCCGGCUUCAACCCGCCGGGGGGCGUCUGGCAGGAGGGCGCCCGCGACGACGCCAGCCAAGGUCAACGACUCGCCGGCGACCCCGUCAUCCGCGACACCCACUACGGCCGGUACCUCGCCUUCUUCUACUGCAAUGCCACCGCGUUCGCCGCGUCGCUUGUGGUCAUCGUCCUCAUCCUCAUCCUCGCCGUCCGGCACGACAAGGUGAAGGAGAAGAAGGGCGUCACCUCCGACGUCGUGCUGCUGCGGCUUUUCAUGUUGCUCGACCUGCUCAGCCUCAUGGGCGCCUACGCCGCCGGCACCUGCCGGGACAAGGUCUCCACUGUUUACUCCGUGCUGCUGGUUGCCGUCGUCUUCCUCUACAUCGUGAUUACCAAGUUGCUGGACUGGUGGUUUCCACACAAAACCUCCAACUCCGGCUCCGGCGGGGCGAUGCCUGGAGGUCCCAUCGGCGUCCCCCACCCUGACCCCGGCAGCGUGCCCAAGGUCGAAGAAAAGAAGGACCAGAAAGCCCAAGAACGGCUCCGCAAGGUCGUGAUGCUUCUUGCGACGUUCGCGGUGAGCAUCACCUACGUGGCCGGGCUGAGCACGCCGGGUGGCUUCUGGGACAGCACCGGGGGCAGCCACCGGCCAGGUGACGCCAUCCUCAAGGAGCACCACAGCCUGCGCCUGACGGUGUUCCUGCUCUGCAACACCACGGCGUUUGUGGCGUCCCUGUUCAUCAUCAUGCUGCUCAUUAUCAAGGUCAAAAAGCUGCACCAGAAGACAGCCCGGUCUCUUCAGCUUGCCCUCUACCUGUGCAUUGUCGUCGCGUUGGUCGGCCUCGUCGUCGCAUACGCUGCCGGCAGCUGCAGGCACACUGACACCACUAUCUACGUACUCAGCCUGGUUGGCGCCGUUGUGGCAUUCAUCCUACUCCUCUUUCUCCAUGCUUACUUCACUUCACCGUCAAAACUCUUGUCUUCCCGUUCCAGUCCAGCGCAACAAACUGCUGAAAUUCAAAAUAAGGAGACUGACGAUAAUGUCAGUGCUAGGGAGGCUCUCGACAAGGCUCGCUCUCUUGUUCUACUGCUCGCCACUCUUGCAGCCACCAUCACCUACACAGCGGGGUUGAACCCGCCGGGUGGCCUUUGGCAGGAUAAUGGUGACAGGCACAUGGCUGGCGACCCGAUCCUUCUCACGACGGACGCUAGGCGGUACAGGAUCUUCUUCUAUUGCAACUCGGUUGCCUUGGUGGCCUCCUUGGUGGCCAUCGUACUGGUCCAGACGGAACGUCUGGUCAAGCACCACGUGCUGGAGGCAGCCAUGAUAUUCGACCUGUUUGGCCUCAUCGGUGCGUAUGCCGCGGGAAGCUGCCGGGACGUGAACCACUCCAUCUACGCCAUGGCCUUGGCAGGCGCCGUCCUGGUCUAUGUGGUGAUCCAUGUCAUCUUCCUCACGCUGGAUCACAAGGACAAGAAAGACGAUGCCAAAGAUCGUUUGUUGGAGAAGAGGCGCAAAAGAUUGCUCCUCUUCGCGAUCUUGGCGGCAACCAUCACCUACCAAGCUGGCCUCACCCCUCCAGGCGGCUUCCUGCUCCAGGAUGACGAGCUCGGGCACCAUGCUGGCGACCCGGUCCUCCUGUACAACUACCCGCGCCGCUACAAUGCCUUCUUUUACUGCAACUCGGUGAGCUUCAUGUUGUCCAUCUCCCUCAUCCUCCUCCUGGUGAACCCCAACCUGUACAGGCCAGCCAUACGAAGCAACGCACUGUCUGUUUGUACGGCGGUGGGCUUGUUUUGUUUGAUGGGGGCCUACGCCGCCGGAAGUACGCAACACCUCAAGACAUCCAUCUACAUCUUCGUGUUGGUGGCCGUGGUCCUCUUUGUUGCAGCCGGGCUGCUUCUAGUAUUCUUGAUGAAGGAGAUCAAUGGAAAUGGCAAUUCGGCAGCUGUGCCACCCAUAGAACAAGAUGAAGAACAAAAGAAUUUUUUGAUGAAGGAGAUCAAUGGAAAUGGCAACUCGGCAGCUGUGCCACCCAUAGAACAAGAUGAAGAACAAAAGAAGAAGGAGGCAGAUGAAAGGAAGGAGAGUGAAGAAGAAAGGAAAAAGCACGUGAGGCGCAAGUACCUGAUGCUGCUAGGCAUCUUGGUGGCGAGCGUAACCUACCAGGCCGGCCUGGAACCGCCCGGCGGAGCGUGGCAGAGCAGCAGCAACGGGUACGAGGCGGGCGACCCAGUGAUGCACGACAACAGGAGGCCCCGGUACCUUGCCUUCUUCUACAGCAACUCUGUUUCCUUCGUGGCUUCCAUUGUUGUCAUCAUCAUGCUGCUACCGCACUGGCUGCCAAACAACAAGGGAGAAGAAUGGGAGGAAUGGUCGCUUAGGGUGAUGAACUGGACGAUCAUACUUGAUUUGGUGGCUCUCCUAGGGUCCUAUGCAGCCGGCUCCAACAGGGGGUGGAAGACGUCUGUGUAUGUCUUCGCGCUCAUCGUUGCCGUGCUGGGCUACUUUGCAAUCCAUUUGACGCUGUCAUUCUUGUUCGACCGUAGGAAGAAACAGGGCAGCCAACCUCCAGUGUGAUUCAACAUCACUGUCUUCUGUAGUUGUAGCUCUUGUAAUGUCAGGACAGUCCACAAAGUUGCCCGAAAUUCAGGGCAAUGGAUCGUCUAUCUAUCAUUACCUAUCUUUAGAUCUCUAAUCAGCUUGGCUCUUUCCAAUCUCUACCCUGCUCUAGGCUCUAGCUAGCUCCACCUCUUUUCAGAUUCCUAGUGUAGUUGAUGUAAUCAGAUUAAUGUGCAUCCCAGUUGGAGCAUGCUGACAUUGUGUUUUUGGACUCACUGGGUGGUGUUUGUAAUGUAUGUAUCGUAAUCCAAUGAAUAUGGUA
Messenger RNA from Lolium perenne, 3199 nucleotides. RefSeq lists its product as uncharacterized. Gene Ontology annotation, cellular component: membrane. The record is from RefSeq and is a predicted model, not a curated record. Lineage: Eukaryota; Viridiplantae; Streptophyta; Magnoliopsida; Poales; Poaceae.